AUGAUGGCCACGUCAGCAGCACCUUCCGCCAACCCCUUCAGUGACAGAUACGCCGAGUCUCCUACGCAGCCUAUGAAGACCGUCGACACCGAUGUAUUCCUCAAGGUCAACACCAGCAGCAAGCCUGGCUAUGACAGCGACAAUGUAUCUCACAACAUCCAGCACACUAUUCUGGGCAAGCCUGGUGUUCAAUGGGUUCCUAACCUCAAAUGGACCCCUCCCUCCUCCCGCGGCUCUCGCGUAAGUCUGUCCAGCAUGGAUGGUUCGUCCACAGCGCCCUCCUCGCCGAUUUCCGAUGACACGGAUGAGCCAAUCGAGUGGAAUAGUGGUAGCCUCAUGUACCUCAUCAGCAUCCUGACGCCGGAAGAGCUAGAAGCAGACACCUUCACCUUUUCUCCACCACUCUCGGUGCUAGAAGACUUCAGAAACCCAUUUCACCUUCAACUCUACAACAAGGAACACAUAUUGGUCGCCAAAUCAGACCCAAUUUGUUUGGGCCCAAAACAAGCCCUUCGCUCGAUCGCUCAUGACCUCAUGUCAGACCACAAGUUUAUCGACGCCACCAUCGGCAAGCUGAACGCACUGUGGGCCAUCCACAGUAGCUCGGGACUUACAUUGGCGUCGAUGCUACGCGGAAUGGAAGAGAUGAUGACGGUUGCCGACGACGAAUGGCAGCAGCGUAUCUAUCAGCUGAGCGGCGCAGUCGAUGGAGACUACGUUGGUGAGUGUGUGGAUGGAGAGUGCUCCAUAGAGACUCGUCUGGAGUACUACCUGCUGCUGAAAGGCAGGGACGCCCUGGAAGAUUCUAUGCGGUGUGUAAGUCACGUUUUGGGCUUGGACUCCGACGAGGAGAGGGCAGAGCGCGCGAGAAUAUUUGGGGAGGCAGGUAGCUUCCUCGAGAAGGCGUUUGAAGAGAUGUUAGCUGAGGUGUAG
This is a messenger RNA of Alternaria metachromatica, 933 nucleotides long. RefSeq lists its product as uncharacterized. The record is from RefSeq and is a predicted model, not a curated record. NCBI's taxonomy places the organism in Eukaryota, Fungi, Ascomycota, Dothideomycetes, Pleosporales, Pleosporaceae. The coding region runs from base 1 to 933 and encodes 310 amino acids. The transcript has a single exon.